AUGCCUUCAUCUUUUUCAAAAACCAAAUUGCCCUAUGCUGCCGCAGGUGCUGGUGCUCUCGUCGCUACGUAUGCAGGCGUGCGUGCAUACAAAUCACGUCUUCAAGAUAAAUACGAUGAUGGCAUCGACUUGAACAAUCAGUCAGUUGAGAUCGAUCCUGUCGAACACAUUCGACGUUGUACAUACUACAAAGACAUCGACAUCUAUUCAUAUUAUAAAACAAUUUACUCUAAUGUGCAAACGUUAGGUGACAUUCUUUACAGUGGAUACUCUUCUUCAAAGAAUGGACCAUGUGUAACAAAUGUUGAUCUGUCGAACAAAACCUCCUCAUUGCAGUGGCUAUCUUAUUCGAUGGUAUUGGAAAAAACUCGGUAUAUUGGCUCACAUCUAUGGACUGAUGUUCAAUUAGUUCCUACACAAUCCAAAGUUGCUAUUAUAUCUUUGAAUCGUUCGGAAUAUUCAUUUGUUGAACAUGCUUGCUACAUGUACGGAUUCAUCAUCGUUGCUUUAUAUACGAGUUACGAUGCAACAACAGUUCUGUCUAUAUUGGAUCGAACUGAUGCUGAAGUUCUUGUCGUGGAUGAUAUACAACGUAUCGAACCGUAUAAAAGUCAACUAUUACAAAAUUCACGUAUCAAGGAGAUUCUAGUCAUGGACGACGUAGCGAAUAAUGAACAUGAAAAAAUUAAAACUAUUCCAAGAGUUUUAAAAUCUAUGCAACAAGCAGAUGUUCGUCCAUUGCCUAGAUUUGAACCAGAUCUGAUUGCCACACUUAUCCUCACUAGCGGAACAACAGGCGAACCGAAACUUGCCAUGUUGACACACACAAAUAUCUUAGCUACUGUCAAAGGUGUUCUCGAUCGACGACAACGCGGAAAUCUUAAUCCCACAUCUAAUCAUCGACAUUGUUCAUUUUUACCAUUAGCACAUCUAUACGAACGUAUCGUGUUAAUAAUUAAUUUUAUCCAAGGAUCGCAAGUUGCUUAUUGUCCAAUACCGGAAAGGCUUUUUGAAUAUUAUGCCAUUAUUAAACCGACAGGUUCUUCAACAGUGCCGAGAAUAUUGAAUAAAGUCUAUGACACAAUUAUGACGGAAGUAAAUAAGAGUAAAGUCAAGCGAUUUCUCAUUAAUCAAGCCUUGCAUAAUGACAAACCAUCGUUAUUUUCACGCUUGAUCUUCCGUAAAGUGCGGAAUCUGUUCGGUGGUGAACUAACAGUCAUGGUCACUGGCUCAGCACCUAUUACACAUGAUGUCUUACAUUUCUUCCGCAUAGCACUCGAUAUACCGAUCAUUGAAGCCUAUGGACAAACAGAAUCCACUGCAUCGGCAACAACAACGCAUGCCAUAGAUCGAUCAUGUGGAAUGGUUGGUUCGCCUGUUGCAGUUGUUGACAUUAAACUAAUUGACGUGCCUGGUACGAACUAUCGCAGUGAAAAUAAUCAAGGAGAAGUGUGCAUCCGAGGGCCGUGUGUCUUCAAAGGUUACUACGGAGAUGAGAAGAAAACCCGUGAAACUAUCGAUGAGGACGGCUGGCUUCACACGGGGGAUGUCGGUGAAUGGACACCCACUGGUGCGCUACGUAUUAUCGACCGAACAAAACACAUUUUUAAACUGAAUCAAGGUGAAUACAUUGCUCCUGAACGUCUUGAAGAUGUUUAUGUUCGUUCGCGAUGGGUUUCUCAAAUAUUCGUCGAUGGUAUAUCGACCGAAUCUACUAUUGUCGGUAUAGUCAUUCCCGAUGAAGAAUACGUUCGACAAAACUAUUCGAAUAAGAGCUCCAUUGAAGACUUAUGCAGAGAUGACAAAUUGAAAGAAAUCAUCUUCAAUGAUCUAAAACGCUUGGCCAAAGAGUAUAAAUUUAAGUAUUACGAAACACUUAGUAAUAUUCAUCUUCAUCCCGAAGCAUUUUCUCAAGAAAAUGGUUUGAUCACAUCUACGUUGAAAACGCGUCGAACAGCAGUUCGACAGUACUUUCGCAACACAAUUCAAUCACUUUACGAUCUGGGAGAUCAAACGGCAAAAACAAUUCUGCCUGAGUUGCAGUCAAAAUUAUAG
Molecule: messenger RNA, 2055 nt
Organism: Adineta ricciae
Lineage: Eukaryota; Metazoa; Rotifera; Eurotatoria; Adinetida; Adinetidae
Source: the annotation of a GenBank genome assembly